UUCCCGACGCCAGCUCAGCUGACCACAGUAGGCAGCAGGCAACAGCAACAACUGAUGAUGAUGGCAGACUCUGGAAGUCAUGAAGAAGUGGCAGUAAUCGGCAACACCGACAUUACGCCCACAGAAUCAGAGAACAACAUCAUCAACACGAAAUCGCGGAUAAAGAGGAAGGGUUCUCGAGUCUUGUGACUUACCUAUGCUUGACACAACUCUGUGAAUAGACGAUCUCUGUUAGCAGCUGCCUUUGCAUCAUGGUGGAAAAGGGGACCUCGCUGUUGAAAAAAAUAGAGAUAAAUGUAGCAGAGGCUGAGAAGAGAACCGGCAAGAACACAGUCAACAUGCAGGAAACCUAUACAGUCUACCUCAUAGAAACACGGCCAGCUGAAACAGUGGCAGACGCGUCAUCGCCCACCACACCUGACUGUCUGUGGAGAAGAUACAGUGAGUUUGAGCUGCUCAGAACAUACCUCCUGGUCACCUACCCUUACGUCAUCAUCCCUCCGCUACCGGAGAAAAGGGCGGAGUUUGUGUGGCACAAGCUGUCGGCAGACAACCUGGACCCGGACUUCGUCGAGCGGCGGCGAGUUGGCCUGGAAAACUUCCUGCUGCGUGUGAUGUCACAUCCUGUCCUUUGCAAAGACAAGAUAUUUUUUCUCUUUCUCACAGAGGAGAAAGGAUGGAGGGAUGCAGUUUUGGAGACAGGUUUCCAAGACAAGGCUGAUUCCAGGUUGAAGUCCCUGAGUGCCAUGUUUAGAGUCAAGAACCCCGAUAAGCGGUUUACAGCGCUGAAACAAUACAGCGAUGAACUGAAUGCUGUCAUCUCUCAGCUUCUCAGGGUGAGAGCGAGAGUCGCAGACAGACUGUAUGGGGUCUACAAAGUCCAUGGUAACUAUGGUCGAGUUUUCAGUGAAUGGAGCGCUAUAGAAAAAGAGAUGGGAGAUGGGCUACAGAGUGCUGGUCACCACAUGGACACCUAUGCUGCUUCAAUUGAUGACAUUUUGGAGGAAGAAGAGCACUAUGCAGACCAGCUGAAGGAAUAUCUCUUCUACACUGAAGCUGUCCGGUCAGUGUGUAGGAAACAUGAGCUGAUCCAGUACGAGUUGGAAGUAGCAGCUCAGGAUCUCGCUUAUAAGAAGCAGCAGAAAGAGGAGCUGGCCACUGGGAUGGUGCGCGUUUUCUCCCUAAAGGGAAUGACCAGUAAACUGUUUGGCCAGGAGAGCCAGGAGCAGAGGGAAAGCAGGCUGGCAGCCUUGGAGCAAAGCAUCCAGGAAGGAGAGCAAAUACUGAAAGAGAAGAACAUGGAGUGCCAAGAGUUUGUACAAACAGCCUGGGAAGAUAUCGAGCGUUUUAAGGAGCAGAAGGACAGAGAUCUGCGUGAGGCACUCAUCAGUUAUGCCAUCAUGCAAAUUAGCAUGUGUAAGAAGGGAAUCCAGGUGUGGUCCAAUGCCAAGGAGUGUUUCAACAAAAUGUGAGCCACUCUGAUGCCAAUCACAGGUCCCCCCACUUUCCACUCAAAAAAAAACAAAACAAAAAAAAAACAGACGAUGAUCCGAUGGAAUGUUCAGACUGGUUCCAGACUGGUCAGUUUAUACAUUGCAGCCUUAUGGAGGUGGACCGUGACGGCACAAAUACUUGGACUUGACUGUGUUUGACAUGCUAAUUGAAAGCUAAUAACGCACAAUUUUUGUGAAAGCUUGAAUCAUUCAAUGAUUGAUCUUCAGUUCUCAAUCAAAUCUUGUCAGCAUGAUGCAGAAUCACAUCCUGCUUGGUUGUACGGCUAACUGCAUACGCCCCACAUACGGUACUAGUAACAUGUGACUCUUCAUCCCUCCUGACCCAUAAAUAACACAAUGAAUAUUUGGAAAGAUGAAACAAAUGUUCGUUGUAGAUAACAGACUGUGGAAUGUUAUUUUCUUGCACGUGAUGCCUCAGAAGUUCCAUUUGGGGUUUUCACAUAAUAAACUGCAGUUGAGUCGAAUAAGUAAACACUUGAAAAGAAAUACUGAUUUUUGUUGCUCAACACCUGUCAUUACAUUGGCUCAGAUAAGAAGGAGUAAAAGUAAAGGACUUUUAAUAACAUGCAAAUAAAAAGCAGUGAGAGAAUGUUGGACAAUGAAAAAAGUGUCCCAUCCAUCAAAUGCCCAACUGUACAGCACAUGGUAACAAAUCAAAUCUGAAGCAGCAAACCCAUUUUGAAGCUCAACGUAUUAUUUAAAAUCGGUUUGUUCAAUGGGAGGCAUUUUUAUGUUGUUGUUAUCCUUCUCGUAAAACACUAAUAAACAUUUUUGCUGAAAACCCCCCCAAAACUAAACACCU
This is a messenger RNA of Dunckerocampus dactyliophorus (ringed pipefish), 2316 nucleotides long. It is a transcript of the gene snx4, whose product is annotated as sorting nexin 4. Gene Ontology annotation, molecular function: phosphatidylinositol binding. Gene Ontology annotation, biological process: protein transport. NCBI's taxonomy places the organism in Eukaryota, Metazoa, Chordata, Actinopteri, Syngnathiformes, Syngnathidae. Bases 252 to 1472 code for a protein of 406 amino acids. The transcript has 15 exons. The record is from RefSeq and is a predicted model, not a curated record.